CGGUCUCGCGCACGCACAAGUUUAUUUGUUUUGGUUUAUAAAUAACUAUAAAAGUAAACUAAGCUUAAAGAAUAAUAUGGCCACGUUAUUAGAUCAAGUAACAGAACUGGAAAACAAGAUAAAGAACCAUGACGCUUACGGAACAUCAUACAAGUGGUCUCCAAGAGACUUUGAACUUGGAAAAGCUUUAGGACAAGGUAAAUUCGGACAUGUGCACGUAGCACGGGAGAAGAAGACACAAUUUUUAGUUGCCAUUAAAGCGCUAUUUAAAUCUCAGAUAGUCGGCUCAAAGUGUGAGAGACAAGUUCUUAGAGAAAUUGAAAUUCAGUCUCACUUAAAACACCCCAACAUUCUCCGCUUACUCACCUGGUUCCAUGAUGAACGAAGAAUAUACCUGGUGCUAGAGUUUGCAGCUGGUGGAGAGCUAUAUAAGCACCUCACUAACGCACCAUGUGGUCGCUUUCCGGAACGCACUGCUGCCAGAUACAUCUAUCAGGUUGCCGAUGCUGUUGACUACUGCCACCAACACCAUGUUAUACACAGAGAUAUAAAGCCAGAGAACAUACUUGUGUCCUCUGAUGGUGAUUUAAAAUUAGCUGACUUUGGGUGGUCAGUGCAUGCACCAUCGGAAAGGCGCAAGACAAUGUGUGGCACUCUAGAUUACCUACCUCCAGAAAUGAUCAAAAGAGAGGUGUAUGACGUGUCCGUAGAUCACUGGUGUAUUGGAGUACUGUUGUAUGAAUUUCUCGUUGGAAAACCACCUUUUGAAAGUGAGGGCCAAAGCAGUACCUACACAAGAAUAUUGACUUUAGACAUGACUUAUCCCAAAUAUGUUCCUGAAGGAGCCAAAGAUUUAAUAUCUAAGCUCUUAAGACAAUCAAGCAAAGAAAGGCUGCCAUUGGAAGGAGUUAAGAACCAUUUUUGGGUGCAAAAAUUUCGCAAUUAACGAUUUUUUCAUUGUAGACGUAGAUAGUACUUGCUAUUAUUAUUGUCCACAAAGUCCACAUACAUUAUUGCGAGAAAUGAGAAUAUAUUUUAUUCUUUUCAUGAA
Molecule: messenger RNA, 1051 nt
Organism: Aricia agestis (brown argus)
Lineage: Eukaryota; Metazoa; Arthropoda; Insecta; Lepidoptera; Lycaenidae
Gene: aurB
Product: aurora kinase B-like
Exons: 6
Coding region: 77-946 (289 amino acids)
Biological process (GO): protein phosphorylation; regulation of cytokinesis; mitotic spindle organization
Cellular component (GO): spindle microtubule; chromosome passenger complex; spindle midzone
Molecular function (GO): protein kinase activity; ATP binding
Source: RefSeq, a predicted model, not a curated record